GUAAUUUUUCUGCUGUGCUCACGUUUGUGUUCAAACCAUGGUCAAAGUCGAGAUUGUCGAAGAAAAAGACGCAGAGUCCUCGGGCAAUUCUCCUUAUGCUUCCUCAUCCUCGUCACGUCAUUCUUCUCAAGAAUCUAUAUCCUCGAUCUCUUCCGAGCUUUCUGCAGAAGAAUCCUUGUAUGACCGCAUAAGCGCACUGGUAGACAUAGUGCCUCCCACAACCAGACAUAGCAUUUCUACCAAGGUUUCAAAAGCCGCGUCAUUCUUCAAGACCAGCGGAAAAGUCGUUGGUAACAUAGUCUGGAUUGUCACCACUUCUGCUCUUCUCGUGGGGCUUCCCCUUGCGUUGAGUUUGGAAGAUGAGGCAAAGAUAGUUGCGCAGGAACGUGAAAUGAUGGCACAACAACAAGGCGCUCAGCAGAUGCUUUCGUCUGGAUCAGCUUACCCACCGCCACCCGGCUCAAACCAGGCACCUCAAAAGGGUAUCGUGCCGCCCGGUUUCUGAUCAAGAGUUUGACUUGCAGCCCGUUUUUAAGCCGCUCCUUCCGCUUGCUAGCAGUUAAACUCAGAUACUUUGUGCCCACGUGUAUCCUAUACAUACUUCUCUCGCGUUCCGCAGUAUACGCAUCCCCGGCAGAAACACAUCAUGUCUCCCAGUGAAUCAUCACCCACGUGCUAUCAGAUCAUGCUAUAAUAAAACUCUACUCAGUUCAUUAAGCAGUUCACUCACGUAUGCUUUCAUUUCACUUAAGUUCAGGUGGCAUU
Molecule: messenger RNA, 765 nt
Organism: Suillus paluster
Lineage: Eukaryota; Fungi; Basidiomycota; Agaricomycetes; Boletales; Suillaceae
Product: mitochondrial import translocase subunit Tom22
Exons: 2
Coding region: 38-505 (155 amino acids)
Biological process (GO): intracellular protein transport
Cellular component (GO): mitochondrial outer membrane
Source: RefSeq, a predicted model, not a curated record